AUGAUUGGAUGUCUCCUGAUAAGCAAGUAUCUUCUUAAUGAGAAAAUGUGGACCAACUACAUUCAUGGGUGGCAGGAUCGAUGGGUAGUUCUGAAAAGCAACACACUCAGUUAUUGCAAGUCUGAAGAUGAAACAGAGUUUGGCUGCAGAGGGUCUAUCUGUCUGAGCAAGGCUGUGAUUACACCCCAUGACUUUGACGAAUGCAGAUUUGAUAUUAGCGUAAACGAUAGUGUUUGGUACCUCCGAGCUCAGGACCCAGACCACAGACAACAGUGGGUAGAUGCAAUAGAGCAACACAAGACUGAAUCUGGCUAUGGAUCAGAGUCAAGUUUACGACGCCAUGGGUCCAUGGUGUCUCUUGUUUCUGGAGCAAGUGGAUACUCUGCAACAUCCACCUCUUCGUUCAAGCAGAUGCAGUCAAGAGGAAAAAUUGAGACCGGUGGACAAAAUGAACAAUUGGAAAUGUUUCUCACUCCCAUAACACACUCUCUUUCAAAUUUAGUGGUAGAAGAUGAUGAAGAUGAUUUCCCUACGAUGCGUUCGGAUGGGGAUUUUUUACAUAACAGUAACAGCAGUAAGGAAAAAUUGUUUCCACAUGUGACACCCAAAGGAAUUAAUGGCAUAGACUUUAAAGGAGAAGCUAUAACUUUCAAGGCAACUACUGCUGGAAUCCUUGCUACACUCUCUCAUUGUAUUGAACUCAUGGUAAAACGUGAAGAAAGCUGGCAAAAAAGGCUAGAUAAGGAGAUGGAGAAAAGGAGAAGAAUUGAAGAAGCCUACAAAAAUGCUGUGACAGAACUGAAGAAAAAGUCCCACUUUGGAGGGCCAGACUACGAGGAGGGUCCUAAUAGUCUGAUUAAUGAAGAAGAAUUCUUUGAUGCUGUUGAAGCUGCUCUUGAUAGACAGGAUAAAAUGGAAGAACAGUCCCAAAGUGAAAAGGUCAGGUUACACUGGCCAACAUCCUUACCUUCUGGAGAUGCAUAUUCUGCUGUGGGGACUCAUCGAUUUGUCCAAAAGCCCUAUAGUCGCUCUUCCUCCAUGUCUUCCAUUGAUCUAGUCAGUGCCUCUGAUGAUGUUCACAGAUUCAGCGCCCAGGUGGAAGAGAUGGUACAAAACCAUAUGACAUAUUCUUUGCAAGAUGUAGGAGGAGAUGCCAAUUGGCAGCUAGUGGUAGAAGAAGGAGAAAUGAAGGUAUACAGAAGAGAGGUGGAAGAGAACGGAAUAGUUUUAGAUCCUUUGAAAGCAACCCAUGCCGUUAAAGGGGUAACAGGGCAUGAAGUUUGCCACUACUUCUGGAAUGUCGAUGUUCGUAAUGACUGGGAAACAACAAUUGAAAAUUUCCAUGUUGUGGAAAAUUUAGCUGAUAAUGCAAUCAUCAUUUACCAGACACAUAAGAGGGUGUGGCCAGCUUCUCAAAGGGAUGUGCUGUAUUUGUCUGCCAUCAGAAAGAUACCAGCAUUCAAUGAAAAUGACCCUGAAACAUGGAUUGUGUGCAAUUUCUCUGUGGAACAUGACAGUGCUCCUCUGAACAAUCGGUGUGUCCGUGCCAAAAUAAAUAUUGCUAUGAUUUGUCAGACAUUAGUAAGCCCACCAGAGGGAAACAAGGAAAUAAGCAGGGACAACAUCCUAUGCAAGAUUACAUAUGUAGCUAAUGUGAACCCAGGAGGAUGGGCACCAGCGUCAGUGUUACGGGCAGUGGCAAAACGAGAAUAUCCAAAAUUCUUGAAGCGUUUUACAUCAUACGUGCAAGAGAAAACAGCAGGAAAGCCUAUUUUAUUCUAGUGUUAGCAGCAAUCAGAACAAGACUGGGUGAGCAUUCCACUUUGGAGAAGUGACCAUGCAUAGAGCACUCCAUGCUGGAACGAAGGAUCUACAGUCUUUUUAUGGCCCAAGUUCUAGGCUUUGUAUACUGAAGUGAAGAAGUGUUGUGAUACCAUGAGGCUGAAUAUUUAACACUAGCUCUCUCCUGCUAACUUCUCUUGCUGAAUCAGUGUGUAAUUAUAAAUACAUGUAUUGAUAACAUGUAUAUGGCUCUAUUUUUAUUUGCCUGCUUUAGAAGAGAAAGAACGUGUACAACUUGAAUCACCAAUGUGAGUUACUGCAUUAAUUUUAAACAACUUGCAGAAUUUCCACUGUCAGCCUUCCUAAGAUACUCGCACAGAUUUUGUGCAUGUUUAAAAAGCACAAAAGACAAAUGCACAUAUAGCAUACUGUAUGUGCUUUAUAUGCACAAAAAUCUAUGUGGUAUUUUGGGGGUGAGUGAGGAACUUCAGUAAAGCCUAGGUGACUUAUUGGCAGGUUUUGUUUUGCUUUGUAUAAUCAUAGUUCAUUGCUGCUGGUUUCUAUAAUGAAUCAUCUUGUUACAUAAAAUGUCAGUUAAUAACUGAGGGCUGUCAAUAUCCUUAUGACUUUGCCUUUUCUAUUGUCUUACUCUUAUGAAGAACUUUGGCUCUGAAGGAG
Messenger RNA from Nipponia nippon (crested ibis), 2460 nucleotides. The record is from RefSeq and is a predicted model, not a curated record. Lineage: Eukaryota; Metazoa; Chordata; Aves; Pelecaniformes; Threskiornithidae.